AUGUUGGCCGUGCGGAUCUACUUACCUACAGUUUAUACUUGUUGCAGGGUCUUUGGAAACGCGCAAGUGUGCGUCUGGCAGGCCGCAUUCAAGUUUUGCGAGCAUCAGAGCCUCGAUAAUGUACCUGACCACGGGCCAUCUGAUAGCAGCAACAUCAAUAACUGCGCGAAGGACAUCUGUAAUCCUGACAUUGACGAACUUGUCCCCGGUUUGGCAGCCGAUGGUAAUUGCAAGUGUGCUUCUCCGAUUCGGGUCCUUGUUCGUUUGAAGAGUCCGGGCUUCCGCUUCUUUGAACCGCAUCUUCGAGCUUACGAGAAGUACAUGGCUGCUGGAUUGGGAGUGUCGCAUCUUUCGGUGACCUCGUAUUCCUGGGCCGGGCAGAGACUCCUCGUGAAGCUGAGUAUAUUUCCUUCAAUGCUAGGUGAUGAUCGAAGGUUCAAUCAACCAGAGGUGAAAAGAAUCUUUCUUGCUUUCACGGAGUGGUCAAUCCCUGAUAAUGCCUUAUUUGGGCCAAGAGAGCUCCUCAGCUUCGAUCCUCCUUAUGGGAUUGCGUGGAAGAAGAGAAGGAACCUAUCUUUCAAAGUUGAAGGCGUCACAAGCUUCACAUGGGAGGAGAUGGAUAGAGCCACAGAAUCCUUUCACGAAUCUAACCAGAUUGGUCAGGGUGGCUAUGGAAAAGUUUACAGAGGAGUUCUGGACGACGGGACUGUUGUUGCUAUCAAGCGUGCUGAGGAGGCCUCUCGAAACGGAACCAAUGAGUUUCACAAUGAAAUACAGUUGCUGUCGAGACUUCAUCAUCGAAAUCUGGUUUCGCUUAUUGGCUACUAUGUGGACGACGACGAACAGGUAGGCCGGAAAUCUAGAACUGACGGCUCGAUCACUGGGUCUUCAUUGCGACAGAUGCUCGUGUAUGAAUUCAUGAGUGGAGGAACUUUACGGGAUCAUCUAUCACGUACGUUUUUCUGCAAUUGGCUUGACUUCUAUCCUUUUUUGACAUUGUCUGCUCUUACAGCGACAUUUACAAGACCGCUGAAUGUCAGGUCUCGCUUGGUUAUAGCUUUGGGCGCGGCAAGAGGCAUACUGUAUCUUCACACGGAAGCUAACCCUCCCAUUUUUCAUCGCGAUAUUAAAUCGACCAACAUUCUUUUGGACGAGAAGAACAAUCCGAAGGUUGCUGAUUUUGGCCUUUCCAAGCUUGCACCUGUUUCAGACGCUGACGGACUGUCAGGACACGUUUCAACAGUUGUGAGAGGCACACCGGUAAGUAUUAAUUUUCAAACUCAGGCUGUCUUUUACGAGCCAUUUCCAUGGUUUGAGCAGGGGUACCUGGAUCCAGAAUACUUUCUGACCCAUAAGCUGACAGACAAGAGCGACGUUUACAGCUUUGGUGUGGUGAGAUUGGCAUUCGAGGCGGGAAUGAUUCUGAACGUGGUAGAUUCCCGCAUGGGACCACUCGCUUCCGAGCUGCUAGAACGGUUCGUGCGGCUAGCGUUGGCCUGCUCGAGCGACGAGCCACAGGCUCGUCCUUCAAUGUCCGACGUCGUACGCGAUCUAGAGGCCCUUCGUCUCGCUGCAACCAGGCCUGACUCCCUAGCUGAUAGCGAGCCAGGAAGUUCUUUCAGGAGAUUGGACAGCAGUAUCGUGCUGUCGGAGAAGCUGGCGGAGAACGAUGACUCGCAGUGCAUCGGAGUGGUUCUUCCUAGAUAUUCUUUCUUUCUGCCUUUAGCCUCUUUGACAGAAAAUCUUUGGGCUCGGGAGGUCCCAGAAAAGAAACCGACUGUUCUGACAAUUUCUAACAGGAUCUUAUCCCGCAUAUUCACUGGUGAAGUCAAGCACUAG
Molecule: messenger RNA, 1839 nt
Organism: Selaginella moellendorffii
Lineage: Eukaryota; Viridiplantae; Streptophyta; Lycopodiopsida; Selaginellales; Selaginellaceae
Product: probable LRR receptor-like serine/threonine-protein kinase At1g06840
Exons: 4
Coding region: 1-1839 (612 amino acids)
Biological process (GO): protein phosphorylation
Molecular function (GO): protein kinase activity; ATP binding
Source: RefSeq, a predicted model, not a curated record